Molecule: messenger RNA, 2536 nt
Organism: Protopterus annectens (West African lungfish)
Lineage: Eukaryota; Metazoa; Chordata; Ceratodontiformes; Protopteridae
Gene: DDX55
Product: DEAD-box helicase 55
Exons: 14
Coding region: 43-1818 (591 amino acids)
Cellular component (GO): nucleolus
Molecular function (GO): nucleic acid binding; ATP binding; RNA helicase activity
Source: RefSeq, a predicted model, not a curated record
UAUAUUGAUCCUAGCUGUAAUUUGUGUUAGUCGAAUUUGAACAUGGAGAGUGUAACAGAGGGAACGUGGGAAAGUUUACCAGUGCAAUUGAACGCUUUUAUUUUAGAAACUGUUCACGAUCUCGGUUUUACUCAUAUGACUCCUGUACAGUCUGCCACCAUUCCUCUCUUCAUGAACAAUAAAGAUGUGGUCGCAGAAGCAAUAACAGGAAGUGGAAAGACAUUAGCUUUUGUGAUACCUCUACUGGAGAUCCUUGUGAAACGUGAAGAAAAGCUGAAGAAAAAACAGGUUGGUGCUAUAAUUAUUACACCAACAAGAGAACUUGCAAUUCAGAUUGAUGGAGUGCUGAAACAUUUCACCAAGCAUUUUCCACAGUUCAGUCAGAUUCUUUGGAUCGGUGGAAGCAAUCCUAUUGAUGAUGUGGAAAAGUUUAAAGAGCAUGGGGGAAAUAUAAUCAUUGCCACUCCAGGACGUUUGGAAGAUAUGUUUAGAAGAAGAGGAGAUGGAUUAGAUUUGUCUGCUUGUGUGAAAACACUUGAUGUGCUUGUAUUAGAUGAAGCUGACAGACUUCUAGACAUGGGAUUUGAAGCGAGUUUGAAUACCAUCCUGGGAUAUUUGCCAAAGCAGAGGAGAACAGGGUUGUUUUCAGCUACUCAGACUCAAGAAGUAGAGAACCUGGUCCGAGCAGGUUUACGUAAUCCUGUCAGGAUCACAGUGAAGGAAAAAGGAGUGUCAGCAAGCAACACACAGAAAACUCCUGCAAGGCUGCAGAAUUAUUACAUGACUUGCAGAGCAGAUCAGAAGUUUAAUCAGCUAGUGACCUUUCUUCGGCAGCACAAACAGGAAAAGCAUCUCAUUUUCUUCAGCACCUGCGCUUCUGUGGAAUAUUUUGGGAAAGCUCUUGAAGCCUUUGUUAAGAACACAAGGAUAAUGUGCAUCCAUGGAAAGAUGAAGCACAAACGCAACAAGAUUUUCUCUGAAUUCCGACAACUGAAAAGUGGCAUAUUGGUUUGCACUGAUGUGAUGGCUCGAGGUAUAGACAUUCCAGAAGUAAACUGGGUUUUGCAGUUUGAUCCCCCAAGCAGUGCCAGUGCAUUUGUCCAUCGCUGUGGGAGGACAGCUCGUAUUGGUAAUUUUGGCAGUGCACUUGUAUUUUUGCUUCCCAUGGAAGAAUCGUACGUCAGUUUCCUUUCAAUAAAUCAGAAGUGCCCAUUGCAGGAAAUGAAGCUGCUGAAAGAGCCAGUGGAUGUCCUUCCAAAACUGAAGGCAAUGGCUAUGACGGACAGAGCAGUGUUUGAAAGAGGGAUGAGAGCCUUUGUGUCCACUGUACAGGCUUAUGCAAAGCAUGAAUGUAACCUCAUCUUCCGGAUAAAAGAUCUGGACUUUGCUGGUCUUGCUCGUGGUUUUGCUCUGUUAAAACUACCAAAGAUGCCUGAACUGAAAGGAAAAUUUUUCCCAGAAUUUAAACCUGAAAACAUAGACAUUGAUAUGAUUUCAUAUAAAGAUAAAAACAGGGAAGUGCAGAGACAGAAGAUGCUAAUAGACAAGCAGAAAGCUGAGAAACACCACAGUGAGGGGAGAAAGCCUUUUGUAAAGAAUAAAGCUUGGUCAAAACAGAAAACCAAGAAGGAGCGGAAGAAGAAGUCUGCACUGAAGAGGAGGCGAGAGGAGGAGUGUGAUAAGGAUGAUGACAGUGAUCUGGAUGAACUGCUUAAAGAUACCAGACUGUUAAAAAAGCUGAAGAGGGGUAAAAUCAGUGAAGAGGACUUUGAAAAGCAGGUGAUGAGUGGCCACAGAUUAGAACAGUUGGCAGUGUAAAGAAGUGUACUAAGAAAGCAGUGCUCAACAUUCUGAAGUCUUCAGCGUGCUUUAGAUGAUGGCAGAUAUAAUGACUAAAAGUCAUACCAGAAUGUCUCAUGACUGAGCACUAUUACACAUCUUAGCUUUGAGUGUAACCAUGCUUGGUGUCCUUCUGAUGAGCCAAUGAUUUAGCCACCAUGGGAUUUGUCAUCUUCAAAUAGUACAGAACUUCAAGUCACAAUUUCACGUGCCAUUGAGCAAGCUGAAACAUCCUAAAACCAGCUAGUUCUACUACCAGAAAAGUAUGAAUUAUGGGGCAGUGCUGCACAUUGAGUUGGAGGAGUUACUUAAAACUGACUGUAAAGCUAAACACAUAAUGGCUAACUGGUUUAAUUUGAGUUGUCAGCAUAAUUUAAGCUACCUGUAGUGAGGUAUGUAGAUUUAUGAUGUGGUGUAGCUUUGAUGAUAACACUUACAGUUUGACUGAUUCUUCCUGCUGAGAGAGAGGAUGUACUUUGCAGUCAUCCAUUUUGAUAUUCCACUGUCCAGGAAUGUCUACCAGACAUUUUAUUAGUUGAUUAAAUACAAUAACUUUUUAUUAAAUUUUCUAAGACGACAAUAUGAACUUUUUUCCAUAGUAUACCAGUAUUUUUCUUUAAUUAGUGUCUUGUUGCUCUCUGUAUAAAGUUCCGUGCUCAUUCUGUUAUGUAAGUAAAGAAAUUAUUCAUACCGGGAA